UUUAAAACCGGCAUUGUUCUACGUUCGUCUUUUUUAUGCAUCUAUUUCGUUCAGUGUACAUUUUCGUCCUCACGUUUAGUAUUCUACUGCAUCAAAUUUUCUUGGAUUUGUAAACUAGACUCUACCAGUGAAUUAUGGGUUGUAUGUAACACAUACAUCACAAACUUUAGCUGUCUAAUUUCAGGAUGCCGGAACGGGAUGAUGUGUACUCUAAUCCCGCGCCUCCCCAGGGGAUGGCUCAGGGAGAUGAUGAUGAUGAUGCGCAGCCACUUACCAAUGAUGACUUCCGCAAGUUGAUGAUGACACCCAGAGUUCCAAGUUCUUCAGGCUCGUCAAAUGCACCUCAGAUGUCAAGGCUCAAUAAACCGAUGCCAAAGGAAUUUACAUCAGAAGAGAAUGACCCAGGACAGAGGAGACGAGAGAAGAAAAAGAUGUAUGCCAGGUUGAAGAAAGUUGAAGAAGAACGUCAAAAAGAAUUGGAAAAGAAAUAUAGGGACAGGGCGAAGGAGAGACGCGAUGAUGGGCCAGGGAAAGAAGAUGAAGUCGUGUCAACCACAGCUGAUUACAGAGCAGUUGCACCUGAUGCUAAAGCGGGAGAGAACUAUGCAGAGAGAAGAAAACAGCUGAUCCAGGAAUCCAAGUAUCUAGGAGGUGAUAUGGAGCAUACACAUUUAGUGAAGGGACUCGAUUAUGCUCUCUUAGAAAAGGUUCGGGCAGAGAUCAACAUCAAAGAGGAUGAAGACACGUUUCUCGAUGAGGUGUUGACAGCUAAACCAGGUGAACACAAAGAGAAAGAGGAAGAAGAUGAAGAGGACAGGAUUGACUUCAAAUCUAAACUUGGACGCAGUAUCUACAGAGUUGUGUUCAAGAAGAACUUACCUGAGAGGAAUGAACUGUUCCUGCCCCACAGAAUGGCCUAUGUAGUAGACCUUGAUGAUGAAUAUAUAGAUUCUGAUAUUCCAACCACUAUGAUCCGCAGCAAAGCAGAUUGUCCUACUUUGGAGAACACCACUACACUCAGUACUAAUGACAUUGUGAUCAACAAGCUCACACAGAUUCUCUCCUAUCUUAGGCAAGGAAGGAGGGAUAGGAAGCACAAGAAAAAAGAAAAAGCUGCUGCUGCUGCAAGGUUAAAGGAAGAAAGUAAACAGAAGGAGAAACUCCCAGGUGCUGAUGACAACAUUUAUGGAGAUGUAGAUGACUAUGUACCAAGUUAUAAAGAGAAAGAUAGAAGAAAAGGGGAUGACCGUUAUGACAGAGGUCGCGAUGACAGGAAGUACCGUGAUAGAGACUCGGAUCGCCACAGAGAUCGUGAUAGAGAUAGGCACAGGGAAAAAGACCGUGAACGUCACAGAGACAGAAGAGACCGUGAUAGAGAUCGUCAUGGAGACAAAGAGAAGAAACGCACUUACUUUGAACGACCAGUUGAUGAGGAUGAGGAGAGAGAUAGGCAGCCACAAGCCUCUGCCAAGGACUUUGUGCAAAACAUCAAUGAAAAAUAUAAGGGCUGGGGCCAAGAUGAGGCAAAAGAAAGAAAGAAGGAGGAUGAAAGAAACAAGAAGUUAAAGAAGAAAGUAGAAGUUGACAGCUAUGCUGAAUGUUACCCAGGUAUGUCUGAGAUGGCUGAUGCCCUUGAUGACUCCGAUGAUGAGGCUGAUUAUACCAAGAUGGACAUGGGAAACAAGAAAGGCCCAAUUGGUCGUUGGGACUUUGAGACUCAGGAGGACUACAGUGACUAUAUGUCCAACAAAGAAGCCCUGCCUAAGGCUGCUUUCCAAUAUGGGGUCAAGAUGGCUGAUGGGCGAAAGACUCGUCGCGCUGGUCCAAAAGACCAAAAACAAGCACUGGAUCGAGAAUGGCAGCAGAUCCAGAAUUUGAUAAAGAAACGCAAGGAUAUGGGAGAAGGAGGGGGAUCGAAGAAAAUACCCAAAUAUUGAUUUGCCUGUAAACUCAAGACUAUUUGAAAAUCUUGAGAGGGAAAACAUUUUGAGAUAAAGAUAUACAUGAUAACCUGUCCCAUAUCCAUUCUCUAUUGAUAAGAUCAUGAUAAAAUAUCUUAGACGCGAGUAGAAAUAAUCUUGAUUU
This is a messenger RNA of Owenia fusiformis, 2085 nucleotides long. The record is from the annotation of a GenBank genome assembly. Lineage: Eukaryota; Metazoa; Annelida; Polychaeta; Sabellida; Oweniidae.